AUGGACAGGGAGGCUAACCUUCCGGUCCCACCGGAUAAACCUCCGAAGAGCCUGGUCCGCCCCAUCUUCAACCACGAAUCGUCGUCUUCUUCCUCCUCCCCUGAACUUCUACGGAAUCUGCAAGCCGCUUUCAAGCGCCACCGUCCAAUCAAAAUGCAGACGACCACUAUAGGGCCUCGGCGAAAUGUUGCUCCACAGCGACAAGCUAUAAGAAGUUCACGUUUGGUAUCAGACUCUACAGUUGAAGGGCAUAGGUCUCAGGAUGUUGUUUCGCUGAGUCAGAGCCUCGCUGCCAAUACCUUGACACAGGAUUCAAGAAGCUUAGCCACUUCUUCCGUUGCUGGAGAAUCUAUGGAGAAUGCGUCCAUUACGCCACCUUCAGUCUCUGCCACUACUAAUAUUAUGUUUGGAGAGAGUUUCAACCCAUCAGAGAGGCAGAUUGAUUUGCCAAAACAUGCUUCUUUUGCUAGUUUAGAAAGCAAUCUUGAUGUUCACAGAAAGGUCCAACCUCUCAUUGGCAGCACCCUCACAACUCAUGAUAUGGAAUGGGAUGCAACAAAUCAGGCUGAAGCAUCGAAUCUUGGUGCUCGUACUGGAUCAAAACAUCAGAAUCCUCAGACUGUUGAUUCUGAGAUCAGUUUGAAAUCUGAAUACAGGGUUUCAUCUUCAUUGGCAAAGAUGGGAGAAUUUCGCAACUUCUUGAACCAACCUGCAUCUCAAUGUUCUGCAUCAUGUGCCACAACUACGCUUAUCCAUUCGUCUUCAGCUCCUAUGUUAAACGCUACUACCCAAGUCUCUCGUUCUUAUGUAGAGUGUGAUCCGAAUGCAAACCCCCAUGCUGUUCAAAGCCAAGGGAGCUUGCCUUCGUUUCAUCGUUCUUCCAAUGACAGCAACAUUCUGCAUGCCAACAAGGAUGCACCUUUAUCUGAGAGGCCAGCCUCAGCUAUUGAUCCAGAAGCAAGAGUGAAAGAGACAGAUAAGUCAAAGCAUCAACAACAAUGCACUACAGAUGUUGAAGCUCCAGUGGUAUCUUCCACUGACGGACAAGCUACUACUCGUUUACCUGAUGAGUUGAAUACCAGUGUUAGCUCACAGCCGCCAAAACCAGAUAAGCAGGAAAAAGUUGCAAGUAGCAAAGGAACAUCAGCGCCUCGUAAAAGAAAUUAUGAUCCAGACUUGUUCUUUAAGGUCAAUGGGAAGCUCUAUCAGAGGCUUGGAAAGAUAGGAAGUGGAGGAAGCAGUGAGGUCCACAAGGUUAUAUCUUCAGAUUGUACCAUAUAUGCGCUCAAAAAAAUCAAGCUCAAGGGUCGUGACUAUGCUACUGCAUAUGGAUUUUGCCAAGAAAUCGGAUAUCUAAAGAAGCUGAAAGGGAAAACCAACAUCAUUCAGCUAGUAGACUAUGAGGUCACGGAUAAGAGUUUACUCCAGGAGGUUUUGAAUGGCACAAUGAGUAACAAAGAUGGAAGAGUCAAGGACGAUGGAUUUAUAUAUAUGGUGCUCGAGUAUGGAGAAAUAGAUCUGGCUCACAUGUUGUCCCAGAAAUGGAAGGAAAUUGAAGGAUCAGACCGGACGAUCGAUGAAAAUUGGCUUCGGUUCUACUGGCAGCAAAUACUUCAGGCUGUGAACACCAUACAUGAGGAACGCAUUGUGCACUCUGAUUUGAAGCCAGCAAAUUUCCUUCUUGUCAGAGGCUUUUUAAAGCUUAUUGAUUUUGGUAUUGCUAAGGCCAUCAAUAGCGACACUACGAAUAUUCAACGAGAUUCACAGGUGGGGACGUUGAGUUACAUGUCACCGGAAGCAUUCAUGUGCAACGAAAGCGAUGAAAACGGAAACACUAUAAAAUGUGGAAGGCCAUCAGAUAUUUGGUCACUUGGUUGCAUUCUAUACCAAAUGGUGUACGGAAGAACACCGUUCGCAGAUUACAAGACCUUCUGGGCAAAGUUCAAAGUCAUAACCGAUCCAAACCAUGAGAUUACUUACAAUCAGCUCUCUAACCCGUGGCUUGUUGACCUGAUGAAGAAAUGUCUGGCUUGGGACCGUAACCAACGAUGGAGAAUCCCUGAGCUUCUCCAACACCCUUUCCUUGCACCGCCCAUCCCACCGGAGCCUCAAGUCAAAAGCGUUCAACUGCUAAGUCACAUUGCUGAUUCUUUUUGUGGUGAUGACGAUAAAGCCAGUUCCAUGAUCUCUCAGCUUGAACAAAUGCUUACGGAUCCUUCUCCUCUUCCAAGAAAUGAUUUGUUAGAACUCUGUGUUCAGCUCCAUGAUCGGUUAAGGAGGCAAAAAGUAAGCAGUUCUCUGAUCUGA
This is a messenger RNA of Microthlaspi erraticum, 2307 nucleotides long. The record is from the annotation of a GenBank genome assembly. NCBI's taxonomy places the organism in Eukaryota, Viridiplantae, Streptophyta, Magnoliopsida, Brassicales, Brassicaceae.